This is a messenger RNA of Coccinella septempunctata (seven-spotted ladybird), 723 nucleotides long. RefSeq names its product homeobox protein Hox-A3a-like. The record is from RefSeq and is a predicted model, not a curated record. Bases 1 to 723 code for a protein of 240 amino acids. Lineage: Eukaryota; Metazoa; Arthropoda; Insecta; Coleoptera; Coccinellidae. The transcript is spliced from 2 exons. Gene Ontology annotation, molecular function: RNA polymerase II cis-regulatory region sequence-specific DNA binding; DNA-binding transcription factor activity, RNA polymerase II-specific. Gene Ontology annotation, biological process: regulation of transcription by RNA polymerase II. Gene Ontology annotation, cellular component: nucleus.
AUGGUGGUUUGGAAAAAAAAAGAACACAUAGUCACCCAAGAGCCUCUUAAGGUCAGUACUGCGCCAGUUCUACCUAGCCAAAUUUCGCCCAAAAAGUCCACCAAAAAGACCCGUACCAUCUACACGAGCCACCAGCUGGCAGAAUUGGAGAAGGAGUUUCAGGCCAGCAGGUACUAUACAAACAGACUCAAGAGAAGCCAAAUGGCCGAAGCCCUGAACCUAUCAGAACGCCAGAUCAAAGUAUGGUUUCAGAACAGGCGAAUGAAGUGCAAGAAGGAGCUGAAAGCCAAGAAUAUCUCGCCUUCUUCCACCAAUCCCAAUUCCCCAGAUUCGCCCCAGGGUACUGUCGGCGCCCUUAGGACGAGGUGUAACGAAAGAGUACCUCCUUCUUACUCCGAGUACGUUCCAGUCAAUCAUCAGCAGCUCACGCACCCCUACGGCGCAAGACCGACUCCCUACGAGUCCAGAGGAUACAACAACUUGAAUAGGGAUUGCUAUUCUGAGGCAACUAUGUAUCCCCCAAUGAAUAAUACGUUGAAUCCACCUCAUAACCCUGGUCCUGGAAAAAUAUAUUUGCCCAUUCAUACAGCGAAGGGGAACAUGUCGUUUGGACGGUUGACUUGGGAAGUACCAAAUAUUUCUGCCCCCAACAUGACACUCACAGAACAGGUGAGGAAUUUGGUCAAUGAAAACUGGCUGAAGCACAACACACCCCCAAAUUAA